UCAGUUGUCCGUGUGGGCGGCCCGGUCGACCUGCACACAACACAGCCACACGCGCACAAGAGAAAGGGCCCUCGUCAAGUGGCACAGCGGCGUUCGCAUCUGUGGGCAUCUAUCUACCUCGUCGGUCUGCAUGUUGGAGCCAGGGGAUAGUGCGGCGGUUGCUGGCGUGCCCUCUCGCACCUGCGCAGACCCCGCUCCCUGCCUGCCGCAGACGAGUGACUGUCUCAGGGCGCCGCAGGUUGUCACCCCGAUCUGGCGAUUUCUCGGCACAAAUGAAGCUGCUCGACGCCCGAGAUGAAGCUGCGCUGCCGCCCGCAGCAAAGAUGCCAAACGAUAUUGCCCAGAUUCGGCAAGCUCGCACAU
Messenger RNA from Vitrella brassicaformis, 363 nucleotides. The record is from the annotation of a GenBank genome assembly. Lineage: Eukaryota; Vitrellaceae.